Ipomoea nil (Japanese morning glory) is the source of this 2016-nucleotide messenger RNA. RefSeq lists its product as uncharacterized. NCBI's taxonomy places the organism in Eukaryota, Viridiplantae, Streptophyta, Magnoliopsida, Solanales, Convolvulaceae. The transcript has 9 exons. The coding region runs from base 313 to 1692 and encodes 459 amino acids. The record is from RefSeq and is a predicted model, not a curated record.
CUUUCUCCUCUGUAAAAAUUACGCCGACAGCUAGCUGUAAACAAAACACAAGUUUUCGAUCUUCUGUUUUGCCCUUUUUUAUUCUCCAUAUCUCUCAGUCAUUAUGAAGUUUUAAAGGAAGUUUUGCAAUUUGUGUGAUUUAUUUACUCCUCAGUUUAUUUUUCCAAACCAAAAAUCUUAUAAGACGGUUUCAAACGAUGGCCAGAAGUAGAUCUGGGAUGCCCGUCUUCAAUCUGAUGCUAUAAUACGCAGCUUCUGCCUCGGCAGAUGAGGUGGUUCGGUUGUUGAAUGUGAUUUUGGAGGGAUGUUGUGAUGGGUAUUUAUAAACACAGCAGCGAGCUCUUCCCAGAGAGAAGAGGCAUAGCUGUUGUUGUGUCUAAAUCUCUGGAUUCACGUAGGAGUCGAAGGCUCAGCCGGGUUUCGAAACAAAGUUUGUUGCUUUGGGUUCUUCUGCUUGCUGUGCUGUUUUCAAUCUAUUUGAUUGUUGUUGGUUUGAAGAUGCACUCUCAUGGUGGGUUGCAAGACAGACAAGACAGUCAUUCAUCUUGGGUUGAAAUACAAGAAGAAAUUUCUGGAUUUAAUACUUCAGAAUCGACAAGGAAGAAACCACCCCGCAAGCAGAAGUUUUUCCCUUGUGAGGUAGCGUUGCGAGAUUCAGUUCAUUAUCUUAUUAACCCAGAGGAUUCAAUAAAUUUCACUUACUUCUCUUUGGAUUACAUCCAAAGAGAAGACAAGAUCUCUUGGAAUGGAGCUUCUGAACUUAGAUUUGGAGGACAUCAGACCCUUGAUGAAAGAGAAAAAUCAUUUUUUGCUACCAACCAAACAAUUCAUUGUGGCUUUGUGAAGGGGGGUGAAGGUUUCCCAAGCACUGGAUUUGAUUUGGAUGAGAAGGACAAAAGAUAUAUGAGUACAUGUAGAGUUGUUGUAUCAUCAUGCAUCUUUGGUAGCUCAGAUUUCUUAAGAAGGCCAACCAAUAAACUGAUGAGUGGAUAUUCCAAGAAGAAUGUCUGUUUUGUAAUGUUUGUUGACGAGGGAACACUUUCCAAGCUAGCAGCAGAAGGACAUGUUACAGAUGAAGAAGGACAUAUUGGGUUGUGGAAAAUAGUGGUUGUCAAGAACUUACCAUACGGAGAUAUGCGGAAAACUGGAAAGGUGCCAAAAUUUUUAUCUCAUCGCCUCUUCCCUUCUUCCAGGUAUUCUAUUUGGAUUGACAGCAAGUUGCGCCUUAUAGCUGAUCCAAUGCGGAUUAUUGAUCACUUUUUGUGGAAAACUGGGUCGGAGUAUGCCAUUUCAAAUCAUUAUACCCGGCACUGUGUCUGGGAGGAGGUGAUCCAAAACAAACGGCUAAAUAAGUAUAAUCACACUGCAAUUGAUGAACAAUUCAACUUUUACAAGGCUGACGGUCUUCCCAAAUAUGAUCCUUCUGACCCUAAUACACCUCUUUCAAGCUAUGUUCCAGAAGGUUCCUUUAUUGUCAGGGCUCAUACUCCAAUGUCAAAUUUAUUUUCAUGCCUUUGGUUCAAUGAAGUAGACCGUUUUACUUCACGCGACCAGCUUAGCUUUGCAUAUACAUUCUUGAAACUGAAGAGAACGAAUCCAGACAAACCAUUCCGGUUGCGAAUGUUUAAGGACUGUGAACGUAGGUCACUCGUGAAGUUAUUUCACCACAGGGUACUGUCGCCUCCUCCAUGAUGAGUCAAAGAUUACGAGUGUUGAGAAUUGUCACUGAAGUGUCUGCAUAGAUCGUUAUUCCUGUAUUCCUUUGCUGUCGCUUCAGAAAAUUUUGAGGAAUCCCUGGGCGGUUUAAUAGUGGACCUCCAAGGAAUGGGAAUGGGGUGCAUUGGCAUUCAAAUUUAUUGGUAGUCUGGUAGAUAUUGUAACUGAGGGAUUUUUUUUAGCUCGAGAAUCCAGUCCUAGGACUUGUACAUUCUUUCUUUUUUGUACAUUGAAAAUUCUGGGGGUUUUUUCUUUAUAUUUACCACAAUGAAAUUAAUUAUUUGUCAUUUAUUGCUCUUA